UAGAUGAGCUGUGCGCUGUCCGCGGUGCUGAAACCUCCUCCAGCUGCACCCACACCGGAGAUUCCCUCACCUCAGGUUAGACCUGAGCUCCGAUCAUCUCCGCCGGCUCAAGCUCUCCACAAUCCCACCUCAGUUUCUCAAAUAAUAGAACAAUAAAAAAGAAAAAAAAUCCAAGUUGUGAUCUUCGGUGGUGCCUUUUUCUUAUCGCGGGCUGGAUCUUAAGAUGGCACUGCACGGAUUAACAUUGCGCAAGGCAAAAGCGGACUUAUUUGACUGCUGUUUUGUGACUGUGAAAGCAACCCUUUCAGACUGAACGCCUUUCUCGUUUUUCUCCAUUUUUUUCUGGCGCAUCUAUUUUAUUUUAUUUUUUUGUUUCGUCUGGACACAUGCUUUUCGCUGAAGAGAAAUAGGCGCCUUAUUUCUGGAUUAAUAUCUUAACAAUAUGCUUUUUAAUGCUGCACUUAUAUUUGUUAUAGUAUUGUAGAAAUUGUUUUCAGAAGAUAAUUUGGAUAUGGAGCCAGGAAAGGAGAAAGCUCUCCCCACCAGUAAAGAGGGGAUGAAACAAAUAGCAGGAAAGGCCCUCGGGGCUCUGUACAGGAGAAUCGAAAAGCGGCAGCAAACAGGUGAAGCGAUCGAGCUGACGGAGGAUGGGAGACCGCGAGCGGACGAGGAGCGGAAGACGCCCCUGUGUGACUGCACGUGCUUCGGGCUGCCGCGCAGAUACAUCAUCGCUAUGCUGAGCGGGCUCGGCUUCUGCAUCUCCUUCGGUAUCCGGUGUAACUUGGGUGUGGCCAUCGUCAGCAUGGUCAAUAACAGCACAAUCCACCAAAACGGCAAGAUAAUCAUCAAAGAGAAAGCGAAAUUCAACUGGGACCCAGAGACUGUGGGGAUGAUUCACGGUUCCUUCUUCUGGGGCUACAUAGUUACUCAGAUUCCAGGAGGGUACAUCUCCUCCAGGCUGGCUGCAAACAGAGUUUUUGGUGCUGCCAUCGUGCUGACAUCCACCCUGAACAUGUUCAUUCCCUCUGCCGCCCGGGUGCACUACGGAUGUGUCAUCUUUGUGAGGAUAUUACAAGGGUUGGUGGAGGGAGUGACUUACCCGGCCUGCCACGGGAUCUGGAGUAAAUGGGCUCCGCCGCUGGAAAGAAGUCGUCUGGCAACCAUCUCGUUUUGUGGAUCAUACGCCGGCGCAGUGAUCGCCAUGCCUCUGGCCGGGAUCCUGGUCCAGUAUACUGGAUGGUCUUCUGUCUUCUAUGUGUAUGGAUCCUUUGGGAUAGUUUGGUACAUGUUCUGGAUUUUGGUGUCCUACGAAAGCCCGGCAGAACAUCCAACAAUCACUGAGGAGGAGCGCCGUUACAUUGAGGAGAGCAUUGGCGAAAGUGCCCAGCUCAUGGGCGCGAUGGAGAAAUUCAAGACUCCCUGGAGGAAAUUCUUCUCUUCUAUGCCUGUCUAUGCAAUCAUUGUGGCCAACUUCUGCAGAAGCUGGACCUUUUAUCUGCUUCUCAUCAGUCAGCCUGCAUACUUUGAAGAAGUUUUUGGCUUUGAGAUCAGCAAGGUUGGAAUCCUGUCAGCUCUCCCUCACUUGGUCAUGACCAUCAUCGUGCCUCUAGGAGGCCAGCUAGCAGACUACCUGCGAACCCACAACAUUAUGUCCACCACUACGGUCCGCAAAAUCAUGAACUGUGGAGGCUUUGGCAUGGAGGCUACUCUUUUACUAGUGGUUGGUUAUUCCCACAGUAAGGGGGUAGCCAUCUCUUUCUUAGUUCUGGCGGUGGGAUUUAGCGGUUUUGCAAUAUCAGGUUUCAACGUGAACCAUCUAGACAUCGCCCCUCGCUAUGCCAGCAUCCUCAUGGGCAUUUCCAAUGGCGUGGGAACGCUGUCAGGGAUGGUCUGCCCUCUUAUAGUGGGAGCAAUGACAAAAAACAAGACUCGUGAAGAGUGGCAGUAUGUCUUCCUCAUUGCUUCUCUCGUGCAUUACGGAGGCGUGAUAUUUUACGGGCUCUUCGCAUCGGGGGAGAAACAGCCAUGGGCUGACCCUGAAGAAACCAGCGAAGAGAAGUGCGGUUUUAUAGAUGAGGACGAGCUGGCAGAGGAGACAGGCGACAUCACCCAGGGAUACGGUGCGAUGGGAGGUCCAGCUAAAAGCUACGGGGCCACGGGGCAGCUGAACGGAGGCUGGGUGCAGGACUGGGAUAAAACGGAGGAAUACGUACAGGAGCCAGUGGGAAAGAUGUACACCCAGCGCGGCUACUCUUAAACCAGACAGUCGUGGUGAGUCUGCCUACGAAAACAGACUCAUCAUCACCAGUUGCACAAGCAUUAUAUUAGAUGUUUAAAUCCAUUUUGUGUGUUAAAGUAAAAGAAGAUUCAAAAGCCACUGUAAAGAAGUAGUUAAUUGCAAUGCAGAACAAUCCUCAUUAGAGCCUCAUGUUUCUCAUCACAUGUACCGACAGUAGGGCUUCACUAUACAGACAGCAGUCGUACUAUUUAGGACCCAAAGCUCAUCAAUCUACUUGAACAACACAAGCCAGACGAAACUGCAGUCGACCAUCAUGUAGGGUCUUUCUCUGAAAUACUACUCUGAUUGCACUGAAACUAUGAAAGUAUUCUAAAAACAAGAUUCUGUUUCUCAAAUAUGUUUUAUGUACUGUAUAUACCUGCAUACUGUUUCUGUGAGACUAUUGUGAAUUUUGGGUCGUUGAUCUGUGUGAACAUUAAUAUAAAAGGCCAUAUUUUUCAUGGACAGUACCUCUUCAGGGAGACGUCUGCUUGCAAAAAAGGUCUUCUUCUUCUCGAGUGAGG
Oreochromis aureus is the source of this 2802-nucleotide messenger RNA. RefSeq names its product vesicular glutamate transporter 2.1. The transcript is spliced from 12 exons. The record is from RefSeq and is a predicted model, not a curated record. Gene Ontology annotation, biological process: monoatomic anion transport; regulation of synapse structure or activity; synaptic transmission, glutamatergic. Gene Ontology annotation, cellular component: synaptic vesicle membrane; excitatory synapse. The coding region runs from base 512 to 2257 and encodes 581 amino acids. Gene Ontology annotation, molecular function: L-glutamate transmembrane transporter activity; neurotransmitter transmembrane transporter activity. Lineage: Eukaryota; Metazoa; Chordata; Actinopteri; Cichliformes; Cichlidae.